Molecule: messenger RNA, 5571 nt
Organism: Ixodes scapularis (black-legged tick)
Lineage: Eukaryota; Metazoa; Arthropoda; Arachnida; Ixodida; Ixodidae
Product: transmembrane protein KIAA1109-like
Biological process (GO): synaptic vesicle endocytosis
Source: RefSeq, a predicted model, not a curated record
AUGCAACAGGAGACCUUUGAGGAGGGUCUGCGCAAGAGCGAAUCUUCCGAGACGGGACGCCUGGGCCGAACGAGCGUGGCUCUCCUGGAGGGCCAGCCCCCGAACCACCAGAUGGUGGUCACGAUGGCCGUGGGGCAAUCCCAGGCCCUGGGCUCGAGCCGCGGGGCACACCACGCGGCGCUGCUCUCCAUCGGGGCGGUGCACAUCGACAUCCUCCAGCACCCCGUGGUGCUGCAAAGCAUGGUGACGCGCCCCAGCAAGCAGCUCUCCACCACGCUGCAGGAGCUGCGCCGGAGCGGGCCCGGGCGCUCCGCCGAGCGACCGCCCGCGGAGGAGGCCGCCCUGGGCAGCCCGACCCCGCUGGGGUCGGACCAGCGGACGUUGCGCCCCGUGGUGCGCCUGGACCUGGUGCUGGAGGGCCUGACGACGGCGGCCUCGCUCCUGCCCUCCCUGCGAGCUCACUAUCACAUGAGGCCCCUGACGGGCACGGGACGCACGGGGGCCCAAGCCCGCUUCACGGUGCACCUGCCCCAGCACUCGCUCAACUUUAACACCAAGGUGCCCCCGGCUUGCGAGGCCAACCUACCAUCCCGGGCCAGCGUGGAACUACCACCUGUCCAGGUGGCGGCCGAGUACCUCCAGGACCCCGGGAGUCCUUCGCAGCGGGACGCAGACGGCGUGGUGCUGCGUCGUGGCAGCUACCUGAGUGCCCUUGCUGAGAUUGGCACCUUCGAGCACAGCCUGACCACGGACCUGCUCAACCACUUGGUGCUCGUUCAAAAGGUCUUCACGAAGGAGGUGAACGAGGUGGUGCAGAAGAUGUCUGGCACUCGGCCCCUGCGGCUGUGGGAGGGGGCCGGGGGGGGGGGGGGGGAGGGCAGGGGAGGCCGCCUGCUCUUCUCGCUCCAGCUGCGUCUGCGGGGCAUCCGCCUCACGGCCACCACCCCGACGGCCAGCGCUGUGCGCCUGCAGACGGGCACGCUGGACCUGCAGCUCUCCAACCGCGCCCAGAACGCCUCCCGGGCCGUCUCGGCCAUGAAGCUCUUCGGCAAGGGCCAGGUUGACCUCAGCCUCGCCCAGAGACAGCUCCUCAAGAAUACUCUGUUUGAAGAGGCGGAGCUGCUGCAGUUUGCUUUCUUCAAAACUCGCAUCUGCCUGCGCAAUGCGUUGCAGAUGCCCCCUUUUUGUUGGCCACUGGACGAGAUGAUCUCCAGCUAGUACGACGACAAGGAGGCGGUCCUCGUUACUUUGAACCGGCCCAUGAUCUACUUCCAGCCAGUGGCCCUGGAUAAAGCCGUCCUGGUGUGGCUCAACUACAAGAACGCUUACGAGUACUGGAACGAGCAGAGGGGCAGCCUCAAUAAAGAGGUGCUGACGGCUACGCAGCAGGUGUUUGAACGUGUGCCCCAGUUCUCGCAGCUCAGCAGUCAGUCCCUUGGGAACCUGUUCCUGCAGCUGACAGUUCAAGACCUGGGCAUCUGCAUGCCCAUCAGCAAGGGGGCACUGACCAACAGCCGGCUGUACGAGUCGGACAGUACGGCGGCAGUGGUGGUGACCCUCGAGAACACCCGCAUCUCGGCCUGCUCCUGCGGAUCUCUCGUGAGCAAGACACGUUUCACAGGGUUGUGUUUGCGCUUUGCGGAGGACUUUGAGGUCUCCCUGGACGACUGGAAGCCUGACCCGAGCGAUUCAAGCACCACGAACCUGUGCGUGGUCUCGGAGGGCACGUACGAGAUCUGCUCGCGCACCAUUGUGGCGCAGGCCGGCAGCAAUGCGAAGUGGAUCCUGAACGUGCUGUGGCAGAUAGAGGGCGUGGACAUCCACGUGGACACGAGCAUCAGCAAAGCUCUCUCGACGCUGUUCCGCACCCUGACGGCCCUCACGGGGGACGGGGACGACGGGGGAAGCCCCGAGGAGCAGGCCGCUCAGGAGCCCGUGACCCUGCGUCAUGCAUGUCUGCAUGACGCCAAAAAGCGGUCCCGGCUGAUUGAAAAGGAAAUGAACGAGCAGGCCAAGAUCAUCAGCGACCUACGCUUCCUGGGGGCCAGCCAAAGCACCAUCGAGCAGGAAGAGCGCCGCCUCAAAGAGCUUGAGACGGCCGUCUUUAACGACUUCCGUCGUUACUUCAUCAAGAAGCUGCACAGACAGAGCGUCAAGGUGGCCUCGAUCAAGGAAAAACUGGGGCUGGGCCCCAUGUCACGGCUCGUGCCAGGCACCCCCGAGGAGGAGACCCGGCAGGGGCCCCCCCAGCACGGCCAGGCACCGCCCCCUACGUCGAGCGGGGUCUCCUCAUCCCCCGGGGGGGCCAAGGAGGCCGGGGUACACGUGCGCACGGCUUCCCUCGACAUGUCAGACCUGCCCGCAUCCCCUAGGAGGCCCCUCGUGCACAGGGAGCUGUCCCUGGACAGCGUGCUCUCGCAGACGAGUAUGAGCAACAGCGGUGCACCGACUCCGACGAGUGAGCCCUCUGAGCCGACCACGAGUCCCCAGGACGAGGUCCCCCAAGUCCCCACAUCUGGUGACGCGCACGGGGGCCAGAGCCCGCCCACUGCCCCGCAGGGCAGCCGGCAACAGGCAGAGCCCAGCAUCGACUUUGAGCUGGACAUCAAGGUGUUCUUCAACAGCGGGGAGUGCGUCCUGCACACCAGGGACCCCGCCAGGGAGGAGGAGGCCCUCAGGAUGGCACGUCCCAUGCGCAAAGAGCGCAGCUUCUCGGGGGGCCUCCCCGAGGGGGGCUCCCCCACGCGGCGCCGGAGCGGGCCCCACAGCCACCCGUCGUCGUCCUGGAUGCGCUUCGCCCCCGCGGCCACGACCACGCAGGUGGCAGACUUCACCAUCUUCCUUGUGCCGGGGCUGGAUGUCAAGGUUCACUACAACUCGUGGACAGUGGGUGGAGAGAGCCCCGUGGGACUGGAGCCACCUGCUCGCAAGGGUGGCCUCAGGAAGGCCACCCUCUUUGCCUGGAUCACCUUGCAGAGCAUUCCGGAGAUGGGCCCCUUGUCUUGGCAGGAGACGGUGAUCAGCCCCCACAUUCUGGACUUCCUGGAGCAAGCCCUGGAGGCUAUUCCCUUGCAGCAGGCAUCCAAGGCCUCUCCCGUUGCAUCACUGGACGCCGCCCUGGUGUUUGAGGAGAGCCAGUACAGCUCGUUCCCAGUGGACGUGAUCGUGUACUCCCGGAUGCAGCCGUCGAUCCUGCGCUUUAGCUGCCUGCCCGUGUCGCGGGUGGAAUGCCUGCUCCGGCUGCCCUCGCUGGACCUGGCCUUCUCGUCCAAGCGGGCCGACGAGGGCCCCGUGGGCGGCCUCUCGGCCACGGGUUGUCUGGCCGACUUCUCCCUCUACAUCUUCCACCCGUACGGCGGCGCCAAAAAGAUGCCCUCGUCGGCGGCAGACGCGUCGCCGCUGGCCGUCUUGGAGCGCAAGGACUCCCUCUCCCUCCAGGUGGAGUUCGUCAAGGUGAACAUGAGCCAUAGCCGCCACCUGGGCCCAGACGGCGGGCGCGCUCUCAUCCGCUUCUCGGCCCUGUGUGACGUGGGCUCGGCCUCCUUCAAGUACGACAUGCGGCGCCUCACGGAGAUCCUGGCCUUCCCCAAGGCCUGGUACCGGCGCAGCAUCGCUCGCCGCAUGUUCCUGGGGGACUCCGCCACCGCAGGCUCCGCCUUCGGGAACCCGGCGGAAGACUCGGCGGCAGAGACGAGCAGCAGUAGCGGCACCCUGUCCCCGAGCAGGGCUGACUCCUUCCCUUCCGGGAGCCUCGAGCUGGACUCUCCCGAGGAGGACGCAGCUCCGCCCGAGCGCCCGGCUCCUGCCCGGGCCCCGGGUCAGGCGUGGGAGACCCUGCUGCUGUACGCGCUGAACUUGUCCCGGCUCAACGUCCACAUGAACAUCGGCAACGUCAUGGGCAACACGUCGUGGCUCACCCAGGGGUUCAGGUCCCAAGGGCGGCUGGCCAUCGACAGCCGAGGCCACAAGGACAUGAGCCUGGCAGUGGACCUGGAUGGCUCCAGCCUGGACGUGAAAGGCGGCAUCGUGGGCGGGGCCAUUGAGCUCGGCCACAUUCACACUCGCAUGGGUCUGCAGGAGAGCUGGGGCCGCGAGCCCGUGCACACGCUGACCCUUGCCCUGUGGGCGGCGGAGAGCCGCCUGGAUUACAUGGGAAGCAGCGUGCUCAUGGGGCGGGUCUCGCGCCUGGCCCUCGAGCUCGGGGAUGAGUGGCGCCUGUGCGAGGGCUGCGAGGCCACCAAGCGGCCCGCCCUGCUGUUUGUCCACGGUCAGGUGCACUGGGACCAGCUGUAACUGCCGCUCUCCAAGUCCACCACCCCCGACCUGGCCAAGAUGGGCUCCAAGCUGGAGGAGUUCUUCUCGCAGCAGUUCCACAGCAGCCGCCGGGUCUUCUCCUUCCUACGCCUGGCGGGGCACGCCCGCCGGGCGCCCAGGGGCCGCGGGGGCGCUGACGAGGGCCCCAGCCGCCAUGCACAGCAGCGUCACUGGCAGGGUGCCCUGUCCCUGGUGUCUGGACUCCAGCUGGGUUGGGGCCUGAGGCUUCCCCUGCACGGCACUCUGGUCGGAGGUAGCAUGGACCUCCAGGGUGGCAACGUGUCCCUGACGUGCUUCCACGGGGUGAGCUUCCGGUCCAAGGCCUGGGCGCUGUUCAGCCUGCGCCAGCCCAGCAUCCACUUCGCCACCGAGGCCCAGGACGUGCUGGGGCCCCAGGCGGCCGUGGACACGCACGUGGUCCAGCACCUGACCUUCCGGCUGGGCACCGGCGGCACGGGCGCGGGCAGCAUGGCCACCGUGUGCCGCAUCAGCCGCAACGUGCUCUUCCCACCCCAGUUCAAGACGGUCAACGAGUGGUUUCAUUACGCCUUUGCCAGCAGCGAGCUGGACGACGUGGGCCGCUUCCCGGCCUUCGAAGGGCGCCCCACGCCGACCAGUGGCCCCGAGGCCGGCCACACAAUGGAGAUGAUCUUCACCUUCCCCAGCCUCGAGCUCCACCUCAAGACGGAGCAGCUGCAGGGAGAGCACAGCCCCGGUCCCGACGAUUCCCGGCCCGUCGUGGAGUGCAGCUUUGUGACGGAGUUUGACGACCACAUCUUUGUGGCCGUGGACGCGGAAGCCUUCUUCUUCCUGCAUGACCUGAUAAUGUCCUACAUUCGAGAGAAAGAUGGUGCCUCGGUGGGCGGCAAGAGCCAGUCGCCGGAGAGCGAGCGUCGCAAGCGUGGUAGCGUGGUGGAGCCACUGGAGCCCCUGCACCGAGACUUCCGCGACUACCAGUGCUACACGUGGCACCUGGAGCCUACGGUGCGGCUGCUCUCCUGGGCGGGCAAGGGCAUAGAGCCCUACGGGGUGGACUACAUCUUGCACAAGCUGGGCUUCUCUCACACCCGCGUCACCAUCCCCAAGUGGCUGCAGCGCGGCUGCAUGGACCCCCUGGACCUCUUCCUCUCGCUCAUGCUCGAGAGGAUGCUGAAGGCCGUGCGCCAGCCCUGACUCUUGUUGUGCUGCACAUUGUUAUAGGUAGAAGACAGUGUUCUGCUUCUUUCUGUGUAAAUAAAUGUUUUCCACAAAAAUAAA